AUGCGACCCGGCUGGGGCAUACUACUAGGAGUCUUUCUUGCUUGGCGCCGUCUCGACCCUGCCGGCUUCUGUGGACGUCGUGAUGGUCUGCGUGCAGCCGCGCUGCUCACCCUGCCGCCGGAGGUUGCCAGGGGCAUCUCCAGUGGGAAGCCGCAGGUAUUCAAGUACGGCCGGCAGGCAGAGCAGGUGGCGGAGCUGUGGUUACCAUCAGGAAAGCCCAAAGGAGUCGUCGUGCUGAUUCAUGGCGGCUUUUGGCUGGCGCAGUAUGGCAAAGACCUGAUGACGGACCUGGCGCGUGAUGUGGUCCAAAGAGACUAUGCCGCGCUCAACCUUGAGUACCGACGCGUGGGGAGCCCGACGUGGAAGGAUGCCAACUCCACACUGAGCGACGUCUCCGCGGGACUCGGGCUGCUGGAAUCGGGGAGGCUGCCACUGGACGGUGCUCUGCCAUUCGCGGUGGUGGGCCAUUCUGCAGGCGGCCACUUGGCGUUGUGGUCGCAGCUGCAAGCUGCAAACUCCUCACCCGCCGCGGCCGUCGUGUCAACUGGUGGUGUGUUGGACCUGUGCUACGCAGACAGCGAGGAGCUGGGAGGUGGAGCCGGUGCCGUGCAGCGCUUCUUAAGCUACCGCGACACCUACAGCCUGCGACGAGAAGUAUCCCCGAUUGACAUGCUGCCUCCAUGCCGCGUGAACUCUCUGCGAGGCAGCGAGGCUCAAAGAGGCGUCGCUCCGCAGGCACGCAUAGGCUUGGUACACGGCUCCGUGGAUGAUGUGGUACCUCCAGAGCAGUCCAUCCGCUUUCUGGUCUCUGCCACGUGUGCUGGCAUCCCGUGUGAGCUGCAUCUCAUCAAGCAGGAGGGCCAUUAUGAGGUCCUGAAUCCGAAAUCCAAGUCGUGGCAGUCCACCAUGGAUUUCGUCCGCGAAGCUUUCGCGGCGGCGCCGCAGCGCAAGCUCCGUGGGGCCAUGGCCGCGACGAAGCGUGAGGAGUUCCGCGACGAGACAGUCAUCCGAAGUCGACUUCAAGAAUAA
Messenger RNA from Symbiodinium natans, 1029 nucleotides. The record is from the annotation of a GenBank genome assembly. Lineage: Eukaryota; Dinophyceae; Suessiales; Symbiodiniaceae.